GAAUACCUGGAAGACCAGAAAUACAGGGAUGAAGAAGACCUGGCGGAAAAACUGGAAGGCCUCAAAAAUAAAUAUUCGGAGUUUGACCUGAAUGACCAAGGAGAGAUUGAAAUGAUGGGUCUGAAGCGAAUGAUGGAGAAGCUGGGGGUGCCCAAGACCCACCUGGAGUUGAAAAAGAUGAUCGUUGAGGUGACGGGCGGCAGCAGCAACACUAUCAACUACAGGGACUUUGUCAAGAUGAUGCUCGGCAAGCGCUCAGCUGUGCUCAAACUAGUCUUGAUCUUUGAGGACAAAGCCAACGGCUCUGCCUGCAAGCCAGAAGGACCCCCUCCAAAACGGGACAUUGCUAGCCUGCCUUAAGUGUAGAUGUCAGCCUCCGGACUGCUAGUGGAGCAGAGGGACCAUCCGUGGUUGCGUGAAAAUUGAGUCGUUCUCUUAACAUGUGGAGUGUUGUAUUAGUGUGGGACCAGUGAUUAAGGAUGUUAUUUGUGAUAUACGGUGUGUGCAAGGUGUCUGUCAUUUGGAAGACUGAGCCCCCAACUCACUUAAUGAUGUUUGACUGUGAAUAUUAUCCUUCAUCUUGUUUUAUUUUAUUUUUUUUCCCUAAUUAAAAUGUAGCAUUGGUAGUUGUACAUGUUAAUCUGCUAAAAUUCUCCAGAAGUAGUUUUUCCUUCCUUUGUUUCGUUCUUUUUUUUUUUUGGGACACAUUCAUUCUAAUGUGAGAGUAGGAUGCUUUUGGAGAAGCACAAGGAAAAGAAGCAGUUUUUCCAACUCAUUUUUGCACUGUCCUCAGUGGUCUUGGAUGGAUUCCCGCCAGGCUAAUCUUGGUCAGUGUCUCGCUUUAGAUCAGGUGCCAGAGAUUACAGGCCCAGCCCAUUUCCUCUGGGUCGGAAUACUGAUCUGGAAUCAGUAACUAGGUUAUCAUGGCCGCCUCACGAUCUGAAAAACAUUUACAUUUUUCGUAGAUGACUGUACUGCUAUGUAAUACUCACUCACACUAGACAAGAAUAAGAGAUCAUGUUGACCAUGGGGCUUUCAGUUUCAGUAUGUGGCUUGAGGAAUAGUAAAUCCAACUCAGUUUUAGAUCUGUAAGGUUAAGCACAUGUUAGUUUUGGAAGGAGUGUGAUUUACAGGCACACAAACACAACAAAUGUACAUAAUAUACUACACACAGUACAAUCAUAUUCUUUCCAAGUGCCUCAACAUGCAGAUACUGUAGAGCUAAAACACAGAUUGGAAAUGGAGUGCACAGUGUUCAGUUCAAGCAGUCCUCUCAGCUCACUAAUUCCAGAAAUCCGUGAAAUAAUGUUCUUUGUUAUUUGGUAAGAUAAUUUUAAUGAUGUUUGAAUUAUAUUAAUAUGGUGUUUCCACAACAUUCUGAGUGAGUGCAUUUUUAAAUGUAGUUUCUAUGUUUGUUUUCCCUUCUCUUACAGUUAUUUUUUUACGUCACAGCGAGCGUUUAACCUGUUUAUUGAGUGAUUUUUAAAAAUACUGUUUAGGUUAAUCUAUACUUGUCUUGCAAUUCAUAUGUGUGGUAUUAAUUUCUCUUUGUCCUGGAUUUUACUUUCUCCCCCAUAUUUUUUUCACCAGCCAGCCAUCCCUUUCUAUUUAACUGGGUUCAUUGUCCUGUGAAUUCUGUAUUUCGUGCCUCAGUGUUUGUCUCUCCAGUUUAAAUUUUCCUGUAUCUCACACAAUUUACUGUGAAUUUGGUACUUGUAGUAUUUUUAACCCACUUAACAUGUUUUAAACUAUUCUGUUAAUACCUGAUGGGUACAUUACAUCUUUUAAUGUUGUUAAGAUGCACAUUGUUUGCCGACACCAAAGGAAUUAAAAUUCUUCUUACACUGGC
Molecule: messenger RNA, 1849 nt
Organism: Morone saxatilis (striped sea-bass)
Lineage: Eukaryota; Metazoa; Chordata; Actinopteri; Moronidae
Gene: aif1l
Product: allograft inflammatory factor 1-like
Biological process (GO): actin filament bundle assembly; ruffle assembly
Cellular component (GO): actin filament; ruffle membrane
Molecular function (GO): calcium ion binding; actin filament binding
Source: RefSeq, a predicted model, not a curated record